Molecule: messenger RNA, 9617 nt
Organism: Dermacentor andersoni
Lineage: Eukaryota; Metazoa; Arthropoda; Arachnida; Ixodida; Ixodidae
Product: locomotion-related protein Hikaru genki-like
Source: RefSeq, a predicted model, not a curated record
UCGAUUCGGGCAGCGCGACGUCCGCGCCGGCGGAAUGCAGAAGCGUCCGCGGUAAACAACCAGGGGCCGGCCCGAAAAUGGUUCAUGCGUUGCACGCCUCCGUGAGGUUCUUGGUGCUCUUUGGCGCGGCGUGCUUCCACCCGGCGCAAGUGACACCCAAGGUGGUGGGCACGCCAGCGACGGAGGCCACCACCACGAGCGGGCCGCCAUCGUCGCCAGCACCCGUGGCGUCGCGUACAAGCUGCCCUCCGCCAGAGAUCGUGCUCAACGGUUCGCUGUUCCAGACCGACAGCACAGCAGCGCAGCAGUUCGGCAAUGUGUACGAAGUGCGCUUCAUGGGCCUCUUCGGGGGCGCUGCCAAAAAGCGCGCCUGCAAGAUCAAGUGCGUCAACGGCGUCUGGCUCGGACCUUUGUGCGCCGUCGAGAGCGAGGCUGGAGACGGCGGCCGGUUCCACUCAGUGCUGAAGCCGUGCCCCCUGAGGCCCAUGAAGCCUCACCUGGUGGUGCACCACGAGGGGCGGCCCCUCACCGUCACCGGACUCACCCAAAUGGCGCACGAGAGCGUCCUCAGCUUCCGCUGCACCCAGCUGGGCCGCUACAAGUUCGUGGGCAACGCGACCGUGCGUUGCCUGAAUGGCCAAUGGUCGGCCGCUAUGCCCAGCUGCCUGGAGACCUCGCAGCAGAGCAACUUCUCUGUGCAGGUGCCACCCACCAUCCUGUAUUCGGUGGAGAAAGGCGACCACGGCGUGUCCGAGGAGGGCGAGCUGGUCGUGUAUUCGGAGACGAACGUGUACCUCUACUGCCUGUACCAGCGCUUCAGCGGCAAUCCGCAGUGGGCCUGGACUUCUCAGAGAGACUACGCCAAGGGCUGGAUCCUGUCGGCCGACGAGAAACAGUGGCGCUACGAGCUGCUCAUUUACAAGGCGAAAGAGCACGACUCCGGGACGUACACUUGCACGACGCCUCGGGGACAGACCAACGAGAUUCACGUCCGAGUCAGAGAUGUAACGUGCCCGCCCAUUGAAGGUUACGGAGACGAGAACCGCGUGACCAGUGACCAUGGCAACCAGAUGCACAGCAAGGCCAAGUUUGCCUGCAUGGAAGGCUACAACCUGGUCGGCUCGGAGGAGGUCGUCUGCAGCCCUUCGGGUCGGUGGUCCGACAAGGCGCCGCAUUGCGUAGUGAUCCAGUGCCCGACGAUACCGAGCGCGAGUCAUCUCAAGAUGAGCACGCACAACAGGACCUACGGUAUCCGCGUGCACUUCAGCUGUCCGUCUAACUACAGGCUUCUGGGACCGCCAUUCGUCACCUGCUGGAAGAACGAGUCCUGGUCGGACACGCCACCCACCUGCGAACCGAUCCGGUGCCGCAGUCCACUACCACCAGCGCAUGGUCGUGUGUUGUACGGAGGCCGGCAGUACCCGGGAGACAGCGUCCACUACACGUGCAACGCGGGCUACGUGCUGAUCGGCGAGUCUGUCAGCGUCUGCCAGGCAAACGGCACUUGGUCCAACAACUUGCCCAAAUGCAAGCCGGCCUGCGAGUUCCCGGGCCAGCCGGCGCACGCACGCGUCCUGCCGUCCAAGUUUCACUACGACAUCGGCGAGCUGGUGACGGUGGCGUGCAACGUGGGCUUCCGGCUGCUGGGAUCGGCGCAGCUGCGCUGCUCGCGCGAUGGCCACUGGUCGCACCCGCUGCCCCACUGCCGCCGCCUGGUCCUGCACAAGUAGUACCAGCGCGUGCAAGGGGGCAUCAUCAUCCAGCACAUGUCGCCACCGCACCGGACCUAAGACCCAAAACCCCGCCGGCUGCCAGACACCCCCGGUUCACUGCACCGUGCUUCGCUGUUUUCCGUUUCUAUUCUACUUGCUCACGUUGCUUUCCAGAGAAAGAUGCUCUCGCGCGUUUUGCUCUUCAACAAACAUGCGUGCCACGAAAGAAACAUGCGACGCCAAGUUUUCCCAAGGGUGAGGUAAAACAAGACGAAAGAAGAGAAUGCCGUUUUCAGUUGCGCUGUCAUAAAAAAUUAGUCAAAACGCAUUCCUGAUGUCUCUCUAUGUAAGCUAAGCUUUCUUAGUUUUAUAGAAUGGGACACUGAAACACAAGAGUGGCUUGUUGGCCUAGUUGGCACAUGCUUAUACUAAGCGAAUACCAGCCACCUUCCUGUCGCUUUGUCUAUGUAUGCUUCUCGAUUUUUUUUUAUUCCUUAUUCGAAUUUGCUGGCAUUCUCUUAGAAUUGAAACGCAACAUAUGAUAUGUACAAUCUGCAGUUCUCUCUAUUUACAGAUUGCGACGUGUGGUUGGUUUCGAGUCGUUUCUUUUCUUCUUGUUCCGCAGCUGCCUGGACCUUCCGAAUGGGUGCCAUUCACAACUGAGAGCAAAGGUCUUAUGCAGUUUCUUUUAUAUGUUUCAUGACGUCAAUUUCCUGUUUCUAAUUGGUUAGUUCCGAGUACCUUUUCCCAUUUAUUUGCGAAAUGCAACUGCUCUUGCUACUGCCGAAAGACUCCAUGCUGACAAUUUCCGCGCGUUUAAGUCGCUUGCUACGCUGCGCAUACGUCAUAAGUCAUGUGAGUGAACUAAACACACAUGUAGCGCACAACCUUUAGUCAAGCGCCGCGGUCGACUGGGGUUGAUUACAUAUUCAUAGGAGUUAGGGGUGCAGAAAGGGUGCAGGAUAUGUGGUCCAAAUUAGGAACUAUAUGAACCAAUAGAAGACUACAAUAAUGUGGUAGGUGUCCGCCAAGCUGAGGGAGCGGGGCGUUUUGACCUCGGCGUACAUCUGCGCCGUCCGUAGCUGUUUAGCAGUGGACCGCAGAUUUUGGGGGAAAAGGCUAAAAAAACGUCGCUUUUUAAAAAAAAAGGCCACAUGUUCUUCUGAACAUUUCGCAAAAUCACUGGUGUACAUUUUGUUCGCUCUACAGGACUGAACGUCUGGGCGGUAGCCAAGGCAGCUCUAUGUGUGAGUCCCUCAUGGAUAUCAAUGCGAUGCUCUGAAGACACGUCUUUCUUACAACAUGGUGCUGUUUAACUGAGGACAUGUCAUAGGGCUUCAAUUUUUUUAUCGACCCUUAGAUUUUGCCUAUAGAACAAAUUACCGCGAAGCGUCUACUCUACUGCGAUGAACAUUAGAGGAUAUUGCUGGCGUGGUAUCAGUCGAAUGUUUCGAACUCGGAACCCUCUGCGCAUAGUUGUUCUAUGGGUGCCAUCCGCAUCAAUAAAUGUGCUGGCGACCAUGAGUGCGAGGUUGCGUCGUGCUUAUAUAAGCGGCAUCUAGACAACGCGCAACAACAAAAUGGCGAUCUAUUGCAAGUACAGCCUACCGUUAGUAAUCUCCACGCGCUGAGGUCAUGAGAUGCGAUGCGAUAACGUUUUUAAAGUGUCGCCGCCGGCUUGGUCUCUCACUAGCUGAUGGAUAUCCCUCUCUCUCUCUCUCUCUCUCUCUCUCGUGUUAUAGGACCACUUGCAAAAAUUUUGCUUAGAGUUUAUAGCCAUAUUCCGUGCGUAAGUUGUGAACGGAUGUAUUUACCCUAUACGUCAGGAAAGCGUAAUCGCACAUGUCACGCAUGACGUCACAGCUUCGCCACCACGGAUAAGACAACUAUCCAUAGACCCUCAAAAUUUUGGCCCACUGUGGGUGCUGUCAUAUGCGCUGUCACUCUCAAUGCCCUUCGGAGAUUCUCUUGAAAUAUUUUUAAAUUAUCUCUAAAAGCUAUCAAUACAUAAAUUAUAUCGCUAUAAACGCUUUCAUAUCAUGUGUUCAAUCUGCAGUAUAAAUUAACCUUCAUAUAGGGGUGUGCGAAUACCGUAUAGUAGAUUUCAAACCGAAUAUCGAACCGAAUCAAGAAAAAACAAAGCCCAGUAUCGAAUCGAAUAACGAAUAUUAGAAACUUUUUCACAAAACUUAUUGGUUAGAAACACGGUGCUGCACAUGGUCGGAAGUCUCCUAAGCUUGCAUAAUAAGAAUGCAGCAAGCUAUAAGUAGCUAAUGUACAUAGAAAUCAAGAUAUGCAGUACAGUCUGCUCUUAUUGAAGGAAACCCCAAAUGAGUAUGCCAGCACUGAUUACGGCUCAGUUCUAGUAUGCGAAGGUCUGAAAAAUAUCACUUUUAUCACUAGAAUUUCUGUUGCAUAUAAUCAAGUGCUUUUAUUCUUUUGAAAGUAAUGAAUUAGAGACGUUCCGUUGUACUGAACGCGAAUAAGCUUCUCAGUUUAUUAUUAUUUUUUUUUAAUUAUGGGGUUUUACGUGGCAAAACCACUUUCUGAUUAUGAGGCACGCCGUAGUGGAGGACUCCGGAAAUUUCGACCACCUGGGGUUCUUUAACGUGCACCUAAAUCUAAGUACACGGGUGUUUUCGCAUUUCGCCCCCAUCGAAAUGCGGCCGCCGUGGCCGGGAUUCGAUCCCGCGACCUCGUGCUCAGCAGCCUAACACCAUAGCCACUGAACAACCACGGCGGGUUCAGUUUAUUAUUGAACCUGUGCUUUGCGGCAAUCUUUUAUUUAUUGCAUAGAGAGUUUUGCUUUCCAGUUUCUCUCUAAAAUACAGAAGGCCUAACCCUACUUUAUGGCUGUUGGGUUAUCGUAAGGCCAAUCUGCGCGACGUACUAAAGGAUCGCGCAUCACGUGACUCGGUCACCGUUCCGUGCGUAGCCGGCGCCGACGGUAGAGGGCAGCGCCGUUUCAUUGUCCGAUUCGGCAUGAUUUGCCACAUGUGAGAUCAUGCAAUCUAGAGGGUCACGACAAGUUCUCGCGACGCUCGCUACGAAAGGAGACCGAUGUGCGUGAACGACCGGCGUCGGGAGCGAGAGGCCACCGUACGGUAUGUCUCAAAGAUGGCGACCGUGAACAACCUUGGUGCCAUCCCGUGCAUUCGCUUUCAUUUGCGAGACGGUUUGUCGGCUUUCCGCCUGCUACGAGUAAAUCUGCGUCGACUCGGCGCCAAACCGUAACUUGAGUCGCCGACGCCCGACGAAGCAGGGCCGAUUAAGCCUAACGGCCUAUAACAGUGUGGUCGUUGCGGUAACGGGUCGCAAGCGUUCGCGGAAAGCUUGCCGCUGAUAUGUCCGUGCGGGUGGCUCAUCAGUGAUCGGUCCCGAGAUCGCUCGUCCGGGUUUUAUUGACGGCUGGGGAAGCGGCUUGAAGUUCAUCGCUACGUAUUCAACACGAUCUGCGUGCCAAUAGGCGGCUAAUCGGUCCGAUCUUCGCGCAUGUUUUCGCACUUUACGAAAUACGCGCUGUUAUAUUGUCGCCGUUCCCUCUGUCCGAGUCGCGUUAUCAUUUAUGUCGGUUCUGUCGAGCCGGACGAAGCUUGCACCGACAUAAGUGGCCCCGGCCGACGCGGUUCCAUUUUGCGAAUUGCCUGUGUGUGCGAUCCUCGUCUCGGUAUGACGGCGUGAAGCGCUAGCAGUUAUAGUCAGCUACCGCGUCAGCCGGGGCGGCAGGUCUGCGGCGCUUCUUUUACGCUGAAAACAAAGUGAAACGCUCGCUAGGGCGGCAUCAAGCUCGAGGGCCUCAGCGGUGCACGGGACCUGUGGCACUGCGCGGGUCUCCACAUCGAAUAUGUCGCAUAUUCGAAAAAAAUUGUAUAGUAGAUAUUCGAUUCGCGAAUCCAAUUAUUCGAACGUUCGCUGUUCGAUUCGAUUCGGUAAUAUUAGAGUAUUCGCACAUCCCCACUUUUUUCACGUUGAUGAUCGCACCUGAAAAUUCUCCGAGGUGGGUAUUUACGUUCUGCUAUAAGAAAUAUUCUUAUGCCAUACUGAGAAGGGCGUUUUUUUAUCAAUUUUUAUUAGUUUAUUGGCUAUUCUUACAUAAUGCUUAUGUAAGAAUGUAAGAAGUUAUGUAAGAAUUUGGUCGAACAGCGAAGCUGUGUUAGUUACACCGAGUGUUACACCAUGCAAUUGAUUAUUAGUGUAAUGUUGUAUUUGUUGAUGGUGGACGCUGCCGUUUAAACUCGGCAUCUCUGGCGCGCAGCUCGGGGUCGGCCCAACGACGAUGAGCCCGUUCACGAGCCAACUCUCGCUGACGCUCGCGGUAGGCAGCUUCUUGCUCCGGAGUACGCACUACUCGGGGUCUUCCCAUAGUUGUAGCUGGGACGGAAUGUGCGGAACCACUAAUUCAAAGCUCCGUAUAAUGGGCGCAAGGCCCACCACUGGAGAUGCGGUCGCUGCAAUCUUUUUAACGAUUGGUUGGGUUCACAGUUUCCUACAAUAUAGUAGAGGGAACUCUGGCGCUGCAGUCAUUGACCCACCUUGGGAAUGAUGGCAAGUACAUGGAUUUGUUUGAUCUUCGUUCUUGUGGAUUCAGACGUCCUUGUGGCUUUGUAUAUUACGCUUUAUACGCCUUCAUUGUCGUAAAUUUCAGAGCAAUCUUCUCUUCGAAGUGCAGAAGACGCUGCGAGCACGCGGAUCGCUACUAAUUGCAACGAUUGAGUUUGUCGAGGUGGCCAAAUUGAAACGCGCCAAGCGUCUGAAGGCACUGACAUGCCCGCGAUAAAUUCAUAGGGGCGUUUCACAUCGCUUGUCGAUGCAUGCGUCCGGGGCGUAAUGGUCUGAAUAUCAGGCUGCUGUACUAGAUAUGUAAUGUGUUCGAAUCCUGACGUCGGAAAAUUUUAAUAAUGCUUAUUUAAUUAUUUAUGACGCAGUAUACAGUGUCGAAAAUGACGGGUUUACAAAGUCACGAAGCCGUUUCAAGCCAGAAGGACGAAGUUUAGGCAAAUUCAUGUACUUCGCAUACUUCCCAUGCUGGCUCAACCGCUCCCAUUGCAGCUCCUGUAGACACUAGCGCCAGAGUUCCCUCUAAUAAUUAUUGUAUGAAAUUCUAUGGUUGGGAUUAGAUAGACAUGGCUGCCGGCACCUCUUGCUGGCGCAAGAAGUGCUGGCAGCCACGCGCUCCUAGUAUCGCGUUUCAAUCGCUGGGUACUGUUCGUUGGCCGCAAACCGCCAGCAUAACAUUUAUUGCUUUCGGGUGGGAUCAAUCGUCGAUAAAUUCUAUGCCAACCUGGCUUGAUCGCCGAAAGUGCACCGUGUGACAACCGUAUGCGAUUCGCGUAUAAUGUAGCAUUCUCACAGGGGAUGGGCUCACUCCUUUCCCUCUGUUGAGCUCUUCGUUUCCUCUCCCGCUAGGUCACGUGGCUCCUCUUUAGCGAAGUCCCACAACGACGGCCCAGGGUCCGCAUAAACAGCUUUGGUGUAAAACUGUGUUUCUUGAGUAUGAGCCAAGUCUGUAGAGCUCUGGUUGGUUUGGUUAUAUGACCUCAUUGUCCUCGCCUUGGUUUUAUUAAUAUCAUCCGACGAACAGCCCGCACUAGCCCGAGACCAUGGAAGCGCCCGCAACGUAUACAUUGGCACGAUCGUAUGUCGGGACCAGCACUACAGCAUAUACAUUUUCUCCGUUCUAAUUCUCUCGAUGAGAACCGCGACGUAAGAUUUGCAACAGUGUAGCCACCACACAACACAAUGGACGGCGAAAUGCUUUUUUUGUUCUUCUUUUCUUUGUAAAGAAGUGAACUCCAGGCAUUGCCGGCGAGAAUAAAAGAAAUGUUACUAUCAAGACUCGGUGUAGCGGCUAGUAUUCCUUUUGUAUAAGCGUAACAUAAUAAAAGAAACACUGGAGUUAUGACUAAGUACGCAGUCACUGCUUUUAAUAACAUGAAGAAAGCAGACUAGAAAAAAAAAUGUGAAAGCAAAUGUCAUUUUCGUUUCAAAAUCUAUAAAAAGGGGAGCGAAAGCUCCUCCUUUUUUUUUUUUUUUUUUUUGCAUAUAGACAUCAUGCAGAGUGCUGCGCCGGAAGGUAUCGCUCGAAUGUCGGCUCACGUAAAAGGAAGUCAUGUAUCCCAUUUCAUCGGGCGGUUGAACAGUCAUCCGUCGAGCCUAUCGCUAGAAGUGCAACAGCCUUACACAAUAUCUCGCUGGGAAGCAAAAAAAAAAAAAAAAACAAAAAAAAAGAAAUCUCGUUUGGAGGCGUUUCUUGCUUGCGUGUGCGGGCUAAAACGGCGCAGCUGCUCCUAUUCCACGGAUGAUAUGAUAUACAAUUCGUCAAAAUAAUUUCUCUCUCUUUUCCUCUCUCCCUCUACAGUGAUCCUUAUAUUUCAACAGGCAGCUGUGAGCUUGUGAAGCUGUUAUUUUUUUAUGCGAGAGAUUCGGUUGCUUAUAUUGUCAAGCAGUAAUACUGCACAUGCGUAUCAAUUUUCUAGCGCAUUAUGUAUAGCUCGACACUGUUACCAAACUUCCUUUGUUUCUUUUGGGGGGGGGGGGGGGGGGAUAGUCCGACUUGUUUGCGUGAAAUAUGUGGGCUAGAUCUGCGCAUCGCUGAGAUCCAAAGGGGUCGCGAUCCCUUGAACGAAUGGAACCCCACCUAUAACCCCGACUCGAUUUCCCCCCGCUCCAUUUUUUCUUUGUUUCUUUAAGUGAACGAAGCGUUCCGAAGCCCGCUGGACCUGCAAAGUGCGACGGCGCUAUGAACGGCGCUUCAUUACGGCGCCGCAGCCAGCGGUGCAGCUCGAUGUGACGGCCACCUUCGCUGCUUCUUUCUGUAAUUCGUCCCAGAAUGCUUUUAUUUUUGCCGCAUAUUCUUUAGCCUUCUUUGGCGGCUCUCAGUAGAGAACGAAGAGCGGGUUCGGCACUGCCGCCACCCCUGUCCUGCUGCGCCCGCAAUGCUCGGCCGCGCGCGUUCGUAUAACUCCGACCUGCAGGCACUUGCCGUUCAUUUUUCAUCGAGUGCAUGUCGAAUCAAGGACGUGUGACACGUGCGGUGACAUCCUGCCUGCCUCCUUGCAACAGGCGCCAACGCUCUGCAAUACGCCGGUUCUCCUGUGUCAACCGCUUGUGCACAAUUCCUGCACACGGGCGAGAAUUCGCCGUCGAGGAAGAUGAGAAGCGUGUGUUGAGCACUUCUCGGUCGAGAAGCAGCAGCGCUGCCCAGAAGCUUGCGGCUUGUUCCUCACGAGGGCCUACGCGCUGGGUCGACGUAGCUCGUAUGACAAGUUAUCUUAUACACGAUACGGUUUGUUUGCGUGUGUGUGUGUGUGCGUGUGUGUGUUCGUGCUUGUGAUUGCGUGCACCGUAGGUCGCGGCGUACGCUUGUCACGUGUCGCAUGUCUGAUUUCACCUUACUGGCCUUCUCGUUCCAACGUCGAUCUCCCUGACAGCUCGUUCGGCUCUCGUAGCACUUGCCCGUGCGAGCACGACGGUAGUGGUCGAAACCCGACAGCCGGGUCGGUGCUGUUGUGGGACGUUGAACCGCGUACUGGCAAAAGUGGUUGCUCGAAUCAGGGGCCAACUGAAGUGCCAAACGUAGGCGAACGCUUCUGGGAAAGCUAUAGUAUAUUUUGUGUCUUUACAACUACGAGUAGCGCUGUUUUCAGCGCCCAUGUCGUUUUCUCUGGUCAUUGUAUCUAUUUGCUUGGGUUCUUCUGCAUGAUAUGUGUUCCAGCUUCGUGCAACAUAUAUACAAUUUUUUUUUUUUUUGCCCUCGUAUGGGUUACACCUUGAACAGGUUAUUCCCGCAGCUGUACAUAUGUUUUUCUAUGCACAGUGUGUUUUAUAUUUGCGUAUAUAUUGUUAAAAUAAAGCCUCUGAGGUUGAACAUGUGCAGAAAGUAAUUAAAGUGCUUGUUAUACCAGC